UUCUGUAUAUAGUGAUGAUGCUAGUGACUGUGGAGACAUUAGUGAAAGCAGUAGUGAUUGUAAUUCCUGUGUUUACUGUAAUUUUUGUGAUGUUUGAUAUGCCAGAAACGCCCGUGGGAUUUGGGUAGUUCAUGAGAUUCAGACGAGAUUUGAAAGAAAAAACAGGUUUAGAAAUGAUUAGAGUUCACGAAAAGCGAAGAAAGAAAGAAGAAGAGAAUAAGAGACAGCCCUGUAUUGGCAAACACACCAAACGAUGCUCACAAAAUUUCCCAAUAAAUCAUCCGAGUUUUGACAUUUCAUAAAGUCUCCUCAAAACCUCAACUCUCAUUCUCUCUCUCUCAUGAGUGCCUGCUCCUGGGUAAAAGUCACUCAGUAGGCAGUUGCAUGCCACCUUCACGGAGGUUUCAGAGGGGCUUCCACUUUACAGGCAUUUUUUUUUUAAUGAUAUUAAAACUCCAAACACCAACAACAAGAAAAGGUCCUAGAGAGAAAGAAUAGCAGCUUUUAACUUUCGGUAAAAUAUUGGCAGGCCAAUACUUGGGAGGAAACAACUCUUUAAGUUUUUCAAAUGCCAUAUUGUAAUCAAACUAUCUGCAAAUAUAUAUUUUUUUUGUUUUUCUUAAUUGGGUUCUCAGAGAAUCUGCUGUGUGUUAAAAUUUGAUUGAUUAUCAGUGAGAUCUAGCAUUGAAAUUAGCAUAUUGCUUGAAGAUUCCAAGUUAUUUCUCACUUCCAGAAGUGGGUUUUACUGAUUUUUGCAGAAGAUAACUCCAUUUCUGCAAAAUAAAAAAAUAACUACCAUUUCUUCUAUUCUUUAGCUUCUUCAACUUCUCUGCCUGGGUAUUGCGGAGAAGAUUCAAGUUCAUUCUCUGUAACAUUUUGCGUUAAGUGGAGAAUUUCUUAGCCGAAAAUCCAUAUAGAAGUAAGUGGAAUUCUUCUCAUUUUUAAACAUUUCACCAUAUUUACAGCUUUGAAAUCUGUUAUCAAAAAAGAUUAUGCAACCUCAGUGGAAAACCAAGACGGAACAAUUUGGAUUAACCCAAGAAAAACUGUCCCUUUGAAAAACCAUGUCUUCAAAACCCAAGAGAAAAAUUACCAAACAAACUUUCACCCCUCCAUUCCAAUCUUGAAACCCUCAAACACCAAACAGAGACACAAACAUUACACUGGGAAUCCAAAUUUAGAAAAUCCUGAUUUAUUUUUUUGCUUUUCUCUGGCGCCGAAAAUCUAGCUCAUACAGUCUUGUCUCUAAACCCCCUUUAAUUUAAUUUGUUCAAUUUUCCCAAAAUAGCUUCAAACAAGUGACGUUAACAUUCUUCUUCUUCUUCUUCUUCUUCUUCCAUGGCUAUGGGUUUUAAUAAAAUGCUCAGAUUCCUGUCUUUGAAACACCUACUCAUGUUAUCAAUGGCAUUAAAUCUAAGCUUAUUGUUAAGUAGAUUGAUUGCUGAGAGUGAGAGUUUAAGAUUCAAGAUACAAGAAGAUGAAAAAUCACAAGAAAGAGGAGGAAAUGAUCAUUAUUGUCUUGUUUGGGGUACUAGAGAUAAUACAUGUGAUACUAGUACCUCAGACCAAUCUACUGCGCAUGUUAGCAAAAAUACAUCUCCUCCUGCUGCACUGGCUGAGGAUAUUGAAGUCGAGAAGGCGAUCCAACCAGAUUCUGUCAUCAUUAAUCUUGAUCAUGGUGAUCCAACUAUGUAUGAGCAGUUUUGGGAAAAAACAGGAGAGAAAGCUACAAUUGUCAUACCUGGAUGGCAAUCAUUGAGCUAUUUCUCCGACAUAAGCAAUGUAUGCUGGUUCCUGGAGCCAGAAUUUGCUGGUGAGGUCCGAAGACUUCACAAAUUGGUAGGCAAUGCCAAUACAGAUGACCGACACAUUGUCGUAGGGACAGGUUCUACUCAGCUCUAUAUGGCCGCUCUCUAUGCUCUUGCUCCUACCGAUACAUCAAAACAACCAAUCAGUGUGGUUUCUGCUGCUCCAUUCUACUCUUCAUAUCCCCUUAUGACAGAUUUUUUGAAGUCAGGGUUGUAUAAGUGGGGAGGUGAUGCUUAUACUUUCAACGGAGAGGAACCUUAUAUUGAACUCAUCACUUCCCCAAACAACCCUGAUGGUUUCACCCGAAAACCGGUCGUGAAUGGAACUGGUGGUAUUUUGGUUCAUGAUCUCGCAUAUUAUUGGCCACAAUAUACUCCUAUUACAUCUCAGUUAGACCACGAGCUACUGUUGUUUACCGUAUCCAAAAGCACUGGGCAUGCAGGGACACGUAUUGGGUGGGCAUUAGUGAAGGACAAAAAUAUCGCUCAAAAAAUGACCAAAUUCAUAGAGCUGAAUACAAUUGGAGUCUCGAAGGAUUCACAGCUUCGAGCUGCAAAAAUCCUUGGAGCUGUAUCUGAUAGUUGCACAGACUCUUCAGAUUCUGAGAGCUUCUUUGAAUUUGGCCGUCGUCUCAUGACCCAAAGAUGGAAGCAACUGAGACAUGCUGUCAGAACUAGCGGGCUGUUUAGCCUUCCGGAGUUCACGUCUGAUUUUUGCAACUAUUAUGAAAAAUAUUCUGAACUGCAUCCUGCUUUUGCUUGGUUAAGAUGUGAAGGGGAUAUAGAGGACUGCGAAAAAUUCCUAAGAGAUCAUAAGAUCAUCACAAGAAGUGGAAAGCAUUUUGGUAGGGAUAUUAAGUUUGUAAGGGUGAGCAUGUUGGAUAGAGACAAGAAUUUUGGCCUCUUUGUGGAGAGGUUGUCAAAUAUCACAUCUGAAAAUAAAUUUCCCUAAUUAAAAAUAAAAUUUCAUUCAAA
Molecule: messenger RNA, 2783 nt
Organism: Papaver somniferum (opium poppy)
Lineage: Eukaryota; Viridiplantae; Streptophyta; Magnoliopsida; Ranunculales; Papaveraceae
Product: tryptophan aminotransferase-related protein 2-like
Exons: 5
Coding region: 1339-2760 (473 amino acids)
Biological process (GO): amino acid metabolic process
Molecular function (GO): carbon-sulfur lyase activity; transaminase activity
Source: RefSeq, a predicted model, not a curated record